GGGAUGUAAGUUGUCAUGGUCAUGAAUAAAAUCAUUUUUGACUCAUUUCUUCUUGGAAAUGAAGUGGAAAUGAAUAAAUCCUCUCUCUACAUGUGAAACUGUGGUCCAUCCAAACAAUCUGGAUAUACAUUGCAUUGGCAAUAUUUCUACCUGCAAAAGCCUGGUUUGGGUUGUACCAAAGGUCCAAAACAUGUUGUUCCUGAGUUUCACAAACAAUCCAAUUACCCUUGAUUUUGCAGCUAACCAAACUUCAAGGUGAAAAAUUAGGCUGAUUUCAUAGAGCACAAACUGUUACAGUUUUGUUCUGGUCUAGUAGGUAGUCAAUACUCAACUGCUAUUAUAUCCAUAGUUCUGUGAUUUUGCCUAUGCUCUUGAGUACCAUAAGACACCAAUGCCCUUGAAUUUCAAAGAUGACCACCUUUCCCUUUCUUCUCAGCUCUUGGUUUGAGCCAAUGGGCAGCACAUUUUGUAAAGUUUGCAUGCAACUCUAACAUUUGUUCUUUAUGCUACAUGAUAUUCUGCUAGUUGAGAUCCACAACUUACUGAUUGUAAAUGGAUCUAACUUGCAAAAUGGAAAAAGGAGACGUUGCAAGAUUGAGUUAGCUGAAGAAGAGAAACUAAUCUCAUCUUUUAUAUUAAAUUCAAUAGGAAUUAAAAAUGCUAGAGUUAUUUAUCCAUCGAAGCAAACCUAGGCCCUGUUUGGAUACGAGGAAUCUGUGGAAAAGAAUUCUUUUUGCAGAAAACUACUGCUGUUUUUUUGUUUACACUGUUUGGAUUGUAAAAGAGUUUAUGUGUAGGUGUGAUUGUGGAUGUUCUCUGUCAAGUAGCAUAAUUUUGAUAUUUACAACCAAUGUGGAUGUUUCCAACACAAUGAAAAUGGCCAUUUGGUAAUAUUCUGCAGAUCCAAUGCAGUUUGGCUGUAUUCCCAUCAUCUUUGUAUUUGAGAGUAUUUCCUUAGUUUCAUUUGUUGAACCUCUUCUUUUACAGGAGAGGCUUAUCUGAAUCAGAAAUAAUCCUUCUGCCUACAAUAGAAGAUAUAAUGCUGGUGAUGAUAUAUGCAAAUGGGACAUAACUCAAUGGCCAUAUUGAAUUGCCUGUUGUUCUCAUAUGCGGUGACUUGCCUGAUGUGUGGAUUUCUAACUCAAUGGUCAAAUGUAUGGCUGUGGUGCUAAACAGUCCCAUAUAUUUAAAUAGCGGCCAAAGGGACUGCUGCAUUAACAAUUUUCCACGAGAAAACAGAGAUUUUCAAGUAGAAUAGAAGACAACAACACAUCCUAAACUGUUAAAGAAGUUCAUCAUGCCACACAUGAAAAUUUUGGUGCUUGAUAUAGGGAAAAGAUAUAAUCAGUCCAUUUAUUUGCAAAAUGAUCUGUUAUGGGCACAAUCACUAAGCAGCUGGUAGAUAGUUAUAUUUGUUGCUUUUCUCAAUGAUGUCCAUUAAAAUGCUGCAGGUUUCUCAUCUGUUCGCUGAAUGGUGUCGGAUUUGUGAACUUCCUGGUAUGAAUGAUGCAUCUUAUGCCCAUUAUAUUUCACAAUUGCAGCAAAGUGGGCUACUUAAAGGUGACGAUAUCACAGAUCGCUUUUUCUGCAUCCUUACGCACACUGUUAUACCUCUUCAGCACCUUGUAAGCUUUGGUCUUAACCUUGUCGGCCGAGCUUUCGAAUUUCAAGACGAUAGCUUGGAGUCUCAUCAGCAUUUCCUGAUAUUUGGAGGAGGUUGCAGGCUAUGCCUUGGCAAGGAAUUGGCUAUAGUAGAGAUUUGUACAUUCCUUCAUUACUUUGUGACUAAAUACAGGUUAGCUACAUGAUUCUCAUGUUACCCUAAGUUUCAAUAUGAAAUUAGAGUUUGAAGAGGACCUUCCAAACAUUAGGUAGGGCUUGUUGUGAACCUUCUUUAGUCUAGAAAUUAGGAUUAUCCACAAAAAACUUCGGCAACAUGCCUAUAUUGAAUAUCUACAUUAACUUUCAUUCUAACUGUUUUAAUUUCUCACAUAAGUACAUGCCACUUGGUAAUCACAACCACCUCAUUUAGAUAAAGGCAUGAUUAUGACAGGCCCCAGCUGAUGAUUGGGCAUGUUCUUGCACAAGUCUAUGAUUGGUACAUGUGCAUGCAUCUGAGUAUCAUUGCUUGGAUCACCUUGGCCUUUCUUUAAGGGACCAUUAGGUUUUUAUCAAUGUUUGAUGUGAAUAUACAUAUCGGGAU
Magnolia sinica is the source of this 2203-nucleotide messenger RNA. Its product is annotated as cytochrome P450 724B1-like. The transcript is spliced from 3 exons. Gene Ontology annotation, cellular component: P-body; CCR4-NOT core complex. Gene Ontology annotation, molecular function: oxidoreductase activity, acting on paired donors, with incorporation or reduction of molecular oxygen; molecular adaptor activity; heme binding. Gene Ontology annotation, biological process: nuclear-transcribed mRNA catabolic process, deadenylation-dependent decay. The record is from RefSeq and is a predicted model, not a curated record. The coding region runs from base 1428 to 1808 and encodes 126 amino acids. Lineage: Eukaryota; Viridiplantae; Streptophyta; Magnoliopsida; Magnoliales; Magnoliaceae.